Huiozyma naganishii CBS 8797 is the source of this 810-nucleotide messenger RNA. RefSeq names its product Tda4p (gene TDA4). Gene Ontology annotation, biological process: lipid homeostasis. The coding region runs from base 1 to 810 and encodes 269 amino acids. The record is from RefSeq and is a predicted model, not a curated record. Gene Ontology annotation, cellular component: endoplasmic reticulum; membrane. The transcript has a single exon. NCBI's taxonomy places the organism in Eukaryota, Fungi, Ascomycota, Saccharomycetes, Saccharomycetales, Saccharomycetaceae.
AUGAACCCUGAUCCGCUGGCUAAAUUCUCGUGGUUCCCCGAGAGCGAGAGUCUCUACGCAAGACACCUACACGAGAUCGUGUACUCGUUCGUGUUCUACCAGGUGCUUGCGUCGUACAUUGCACCAAGGCUCAACAGGGUUGUGUUUGGGAAACACUACACGGGGAUCAAAGAUGCCAAGUUAAAGCUGGAUUUCGACAUCCAUACCGUGUCCAUGGUACAGUGUCUCAUUUCCUGCUACCUGCUCUGGCCAGUCCUCUUCCUCCCACACACCGUCAGCAUCGCGUCGUACACGAACGAGUACUGCAGCAUGCUUACUUCAGUCAGCGCAGGGUACUUCAUCUGGGACAUGAUCGUCUGCUGCACUAACUACUCGCUGUACGGGUGGCAGUUCGUUUUGCACGCAGCAGUGGCACUGUACGGGUCCCUCGUCCCGCUCUCCCCCAUGGCGCAGGUCUGGGUCCCCAAGUUUUUACUGUACGAGGCCAGUACUCCCUUCGUCAACGUCAACUGGUUCAUCAUGACACUCAGCAAGGACAGGAAACGCACAGUCGUGCCCAUGUGGCUCAACGCCCUCAACGGACUUUGCCUCAUGGCCGUGUUCUUCUCCGUCCGCAUCGUAUGGGGACACAUCGCACAGUUUAUCUACCUGUUCCAGAUGUGGGACCAAUGGCACGAACUACCCCAGAAACGCGCGUUCGUCUUGGGUCUACUCACCAUCGUGCUCAACUUACUCAACAUCCUCUGGUUCUCCAAGAUGGUCAAGAUCGCCCGCAAACUGAACGCGGGACCCGCCAAAAGACUCGACUAG